Messenger RNA from Helicoverpa zea (corn earworm), 1560 nucleotides. RefSeq lists its product as uncharacterized. The transcript is spliced from 2 exons. The record is from RefSeq and is a predicted model, not a curated record. NCBI's taxonomy places the organism in Eukaryota, Metazoa, Arthropoda, Insecta, Lepidoptera, Noctuidae. The coding region runs from base 1 to 942 and encodes 313 amino acids.
AUGCGCCCGCUCACCGCACUGCUAGUACUGGCCGCGAGCCACUGCGCAUACGCAUACCAGCCGCAAACGCCGCGCGAGCGCCUCGACAACACGUUACAUUCAUUGCUCGGAGAACAUUACAACCCCAUACAACGCAUAUUAUCCUGCACAUACGUUCUAGGAACCACCAAAUGUCUCAGUGCUCUAAGUACGUGGCGUGCAGAACGCGCUAUCGCAGCCUACGCCAAAGAUCCCGCCACCCGGUUCAACCUGACUGAGGAUGUGGAACAGUUCCCAUGGCUGAAGUACAGUAACAUCUCCGACGAACAGUUAUACUCACAGCUCUAUGAUGAUACCAGGAACUUGUUACGGUAUCGACCCCUGGACUUGAACUUGGUACCCGGUUAUAACUUGCAUUUGGGCUCUAAAGGCAACGGAACAGUGAACCUUGAUAUUUAUACAAGCGACAACUCCGAAACAGGCCGAAGCAGCAUGAAGAAGUUAAAGAAGUAUUUUUACAGAUUCGCACCACUUAUGUUAGUACCGGGGCUGGUGAUGUCAGCUAUCUUCCCUUUUAUCUUGCCAGGCUUAAAGAUGAUGACCCUGAUGGUCGGAAUGAUGAACAACAUGGCGUUAAUGGGUGCUAUAUUUACAAUACUAAGGAAUAACGCCUUCAAUGACAAGUAUGAACAUAAAGUGGUCUAUGUCAACAGCGGGUAUGACAAUGAGAAGUAUUUUUCUGCAUCAAACGCUGAAGAGCAUAUACACACGGAUCAUAUAGGAGAACUCUUCGAGGAUACUAAACGACCUCUAAGACAUGAAGACCAUGGCUAUGGGGAAGAUUUUGACAACAUUGAAGAGCUACCAGCUAUUUCUGUAAAUCCAGAAUGGUUGAAAGCAUACGCCGAUGGGAAAAUGUUAGCUCUCAUAGGGAAGGAUCAGCAUAAUAAGAAAAAACAUUAGGAUAUCAAACUAUGUUCAGUAUUUUCCCUACAUAAUGUUCACUUGCCAGUUUGAAAACUAUUUUAGUGUAAGGACUGAAGCUUGGAAUUUCAAUGCUUUAAUGUUGUGACGAAGGGUACGUCCAGUAGGUAAUUUAGUUUAGUUCUUUAAUAUUAUUUAUUUUAGAAAAAUAAGCGUUUAUGCCAACACAACCACUUUAUUAAUCUCGAUAACAAGCUCUGUACUGAAAUAUAAUAGUAUAGUGUUCAUUAUUAAUUUAAGCUUUAUUUUAUUAAACUUGGCUUCCAUUUUAGUUUCUAGAAUGUUACUAUACAGUAGCUAUUAAUUCUGGUCACAAGUUAUUUCUUAUAUCAUAUAAUGUUAGCUUAGUAAAGAAAAAAAACUCAAAUGUCUGGAAUUUUAGGGCCCAUGUUUUUUUUUUGCAAAUAAGUGUAAGUUUUUUUCUUUUACUCUAUCUUGUUACAGAGCCUUAUUUAUGACCUGAUGUAGUGCUGUUCAUUGCCACUUUUUGUUAUCUUACUUGUAGCUACAUACUUCUAGUCUUUACCACUUGUUAAAUUAUAUUAUAGCUAAUUUAUUUGUUACUUAUUAUAUUUGUUGUGUAUUAUUUUUGUAAAA